AUGAAGCAUUGAUUGACUUUAAUGGCAACAAAAUAAUAAACGAUUUGGAGUUCAUUAACAAUCUCCCUAAACCUGCUUCACCUUUAUUAACGCCUCAACCACUUGGGGAAUUAAACUUAAUUGAGUCACCACGGCCAUCGACUUCUGAAGGUAUAAUGAAUAAGCCAGCUAGGGAUAGAACUGGUGAUCAACCAAGACCUAAGAGGCAAAGAAGAAAGCAUGACGAAAUUGAAAGGUUCUAUCACUGCGGUUUUGAAGGCUGUCCAAAGAGUUACGGCACGCUUAACCAUUUGAAUGCACACGUCAUAUUUCAAAAACACGGUCCAAAGCGACUUCCAGGAGAGUUUAAAGAAAUUAGAGCAUAUCAAAAAAAUAAGAAAAAGGAAGAAUUAAAGUUACGCAAGUUAAAAGAGCAAGGUACUUCUCCGAACACACCAUAUGAUGAGACAUUACCUUCGCUUCCAAAUUCUGCACCACCAACGCAGACUAGCUUUGGAGCCGACGUACAUUCACCCGGCCAGGACUUCCUAUUAUCUGGACCGCCCGUUGGUCUAGAAGAAGCACCAGAAUAUACCAAUGACGUUCUUGGUUUGGGCAUACCAUUUAGCGCCCCGCCGACGAGAACAUCUUUCUUCUCAAACAAUGAAGAUACAACAGCAGAUUUCAGCACGGCUAUAAAGAACAAUCUGAGUACUUUAACAUUGCCCGAUAAUAUAUCCGAAGCACUAACGAUGAUGGAGAACCAACCACAUUCUACCAAGUCAUCGCCAAUUGACCAGCUUGAGUGCUCACCACUCUUGAAUGAUAUCAUUAAUCAAACACCUCUUAACACACCAUUUGAACAAUUUGAAACUUUUAAUUUAUUUGAUAGCAACAAUUAAUCAGUAUUUGUCGAACAUAACGUUUAUUU
Messenger RNA from Wallemia mellicola CBS 633.66, 910 nucleotides. RefSeq lists its product as hypothetical. The transcript has a single exon. The record is from RefSeq and is a predicted model, not a curated record. NCBI's taxonomy places the organism in Eukaryota, Fungi, Basidiomycota, Wallemiomycetes, Wallemiales, Wallemiaceae. Bases 156 to 881 code for a protein of 241 amino acids. Gene Ontology annotation, biological process: regulation of DNA-templated transcription.